Messenger RNA from Erythranthe guttata (spotted monkey flower), 1881 nucleotides. RefSeq names its product protein JINGUBANG. Lineage: Eukaryota; Viridiplantae; Streptophyta; Magnoliopsida; Lamiales; Phrymaceae. Gene Ontology annotation, molecular function: protein binding. The record is from RefSeq and is a predicted model, not a curated record.
UUGAAAAACAGUUUUGGAAUUUGUACAGAAAAAUACUGUUCCAAAAUCGGCACGAUUAUAAUUUUACAUACUAAAUAUUGCUAAUGAAAAUAUCACUUCAGUCUGUCGGUAUUAUUAUUUUCCUAAUUAAAAAUAGAUAUAAAUGCCACAUUAAUUGUAUGUAGAAUAGAAUACCUAUUAUUACCAUACCCACAGCAAUUAUUCAACUACCUUAUUUCCUAUAUUAGCCCUUUAUUUAAUUACUUCAUUUACUAUCUUCUUCUUCUUCCUUUUUCUUCUCACACUCAACACACACUCAAAACAAACACAAAGAUAUACAAAAUACAUAAUACAGUAUCGUGUAUCUAUUCUCUGAAGCAAUGGAUAUGGCUUCAUCCCUAGAGGAGGGCCCACCAAAUCCAUCUUUCGCCAUGAGAGAUGAUAAUAACACCAUUAGGUUUCCGAGAAGCUCCUCCACCAAAGAGCUGCCGCUCUCCGACGCCGUCUGCCUCCCUCCCCGCCUCAGCGCCACCACCGCCGCCUCCCUUUCGCUCCUCCACCACCACUCCCAGCCGCCAACCCCACGCAUUUCCUUCGCCUCCAAGGUCGACGCCGCCGCCGCCGCGGCCGACGCCUCCGCCUACCGCUGCAUCUCCUCCGUGCUGAAGAAAGACGGCCAGAUCCUCUGCGUCGCCGCCGCCAACGGGCUGAUAUACUCCGGCUCGCAGGGCAACGUCGUCCGCGUGUGGAAGCUGCCGGAGUUCACCGAGUGCGGGCAGCUCAAGACCAAGGCGGGCAUGGUGGUGGCGCUGCAGGUGUCGAACGACAGAGUCUACGCCGCGUACGCCGACUGCAAGAUUAGGGUUUGGCGCCGCACGUGGGAGGGUGUCAUCAAGCACGUGAGGGUUGCCACUGUGCCGAUGGCCGGAAGCUUUGUCCGGAGUUACAUUUCCGGCAAGGAUAAAAUGAUGAAGCAUUUAGGACCAAUCACAUCGCUGGCGAUAAACACCUCCGACGACAUCCUCUACUCCGCCGCCGUGGACAAGACGGUCAAAGUAUGGAGAAUCUCCGACUUCAAGUGCAUCGAGACAAUCCAAGCCCACCCGGAGCCCAUCAACGCCAUCGCCCUCGCCGACGACGGCGUCCUCUACACCGCCUCCGACGACGCCACCGUCAGGGUGUGGCGGCGCAACUUCUGCAGCGGCUCCCGCCCCCACUCCCUCACCGUCACCCUCCCCGCCAAGCACUCCCCCGUCAAGACCCUAGCCCUCACCUACGACGGCGCCGUCCUCUACGGCGGCUGCACCGACGGCUACGUCCACUACUGGCUCAAGGGCUGGUUCUCCGGCCAGCUCCAGUACGGCGGCGCCCUCCCCGGCCACACCCACGCGGUCAUGUGCCUGGCGAGUGCGGGUAAUUACUUGGUUACCGGGUCGGCCGACUCGACGGGUCGGGUCUGGGUCAGAGAGCUGGACGGGCUUCAUUCUUGUGUUGCGGUUUUGCAGGGGCAUAGGGGCCCGAUCAGGUGCGUCGCGGUGUUCAUGAGCCGCGUGGAGGAGAGUGGCGAAGAGGGGUGCACUGUGUGCACCGGGAGUCUCGAUGGGGUGAUUAAAAUGUGGCGCGUGAGGAAUAAUAAUACGACCCUGAUUCGAGAUUCUACGUUGACUAAUGCUCGUAGUGAGUAUUUUGAGUUGACUUGAAAAUCAGAUACUAAAAUUAUCAAAUUAGAGUGAGUGAUACUUGUUGCCUCUUUUUUUCUUUUUUUUUUUUUAAUUUCUUUUAGUAUUUGAAAUGUAUAUUUGAGUCGUAAAAGUUGAAAAGUGACAAUCUAGCUAUUUUUGGGCAUGUGUGUUUGGUUUUUAUUUUAUUUAUGAGAAAGAAAACUAUGGUCUCAUUUGACAU